AUGUCUUGCAUCACCAGCUUCUUCCGCGGCAUCGUCCGCCUCUUCAACAAGAAGACGGCCCUCCCUGAUGAUCCCACUACCAUCUGGACUCCGCGUAAGUAUGUCGGCAUUAAGCCAAUCGUGGACACCUGUUCCCCUCAACUCGCCAAGCGAUACGCCUCCAAUGUCGCCAAGGAUCAGCAAGACCAGUGGUUUCGCAUCCACGACCAAGAGCAGCACCAACUCAACCACAAUGCAGCAGCAUGGACCGACCAGCGCCAAAAUAUGGAUCUCGCCGGCAUCGAGCUCCAGGAGAGCCACCGAGACGAGAAGAUCCAGCGCGAAGUCAUUGUCUCGAAGUAUCUGGCGCGCAAGCAACGGGCCAUGGGGCAGUUCUACCGAGACUGGCACAAGGACCCGACUACUAGUGACUUCCCCUUCUGGGGCAACUUGAAGUAUUUGUACGAUUACUAG
Molecule: messenger RNA, 453 nt
Organism: Colletotrichum siamense
Lineage: Eukaryota; Fungi; Ascomycota; Sordariomycetes; Glomerellales; Glomerellaceae
Exons: 1
Coding region: 1-453 (150 amino acids)
Source: RefSeq, a predicted model, not a curated record